UUGGUCGUCUCUUAUUGGUGGCUUGCCACGGUUACAUCACGCCCCGUCGCCCGUGACGCUCGCACGUCUUCCGGCUUCCUUCAGCCGCGUCUUCAAGUGAAUCUUUUUUAGUGGCCGGGGAGGAGCGCACCGCUGCAUCCAGUCCUCCUGGUCCAUCCAGACAAAACAGACGCGCGCUCGCACUCUCCUUUUCUCGCAGUUACCACACACACCGCUCGCAAUUUGGGCGUCCGGCAAGAGGGGAAGGCAGCCAAAAGAGCUCCUCGCAUCUUCCGACAGUCGCUUUUUUUUUCGCGUGCAUGUGUUCUUGUUAGUUGUCGUUUCUUUUCAUUCCUGCCAUCCGAGCAUCCAGGCACAAGCGGUGAUCUUGUCUAUCUUUUUGUCGUGGAGCGUGUCAGUGUGAUUUUUUUUUUUUUUUUGGUAACCCCCCCCUCCGCCUCUUCCUCCUCCUCUUCGUCGUCAUCAUCAUCAUCAUCUGCGGGGGUGCUCAGAGCCUAUACUCCCAGAGACACGUGCGGUUUUUGUGGGAUAUGGCCCAAUAGCAGCAGCCCGUGAUGCCGGACCAUGACAGCGACUCCCUCCUGAACAGACAGACCAAGCGAAGACGUGUGGACAUCGGUGUGAAGAGGACCGUGGGCAGCGCCGCCUCUGCCGCAGCGACAGCGACCACUGAUAACAUUGCGCGUGCCAAAGCAGCCAUUUUUAGUGCCAUGAACUCUCUGAGCGCUCACUCUCACCACGGAUCAGACGCCGACCCCAUGGAGUGCUCUGUAGUGCAGCCGCACGGGGGGCCUGGCGUGGUGUCAGCCGGGGACAGCGAGUCAAAGUCCAACGUGCUGCGGAAGCUGCUGAAGCGGGCCAACUCGUACGAGGACGCCAUGAUGCCCUUCCCCGGCACCACCAUUAUCUCCCAGUUGCUCAAGAACAACUUGGCGAAAAACGGCGGAGGGCCAGAAAGAGGGGAUCGAGGCGACCACGGCUUCCCCGGGUCAGGGCUCUCCAAUACGAGCUCAGACGCUCCCCAGGAGGACGCCUGCAGCAACUCUUCGCAAGAAAGCACACCUCAGGAAUGCCUGUCGCCCUUCGGCCGGCCCCCCGGCCUGGCCGCGUUCGACAUGGAGCGUCUGAACGACGAGCACCUGCGCGCCAAGCGCGCCCGCGUGGAAAACAUCAUUCGAGGCAUGAGCCACUCCCCCAGCGUUCUGGUGCCGCCACCGAAUCGCCACGAGCGCGACCACGACAUGGACGGCGAGCGGGAAAUGGAUCUGGAGUGCCCGCCCCCUCGGUCCCAGCACCAGGGCCCUGGCAGCCCGCGAGCGGGUGAGGGGUGCGGAGGCGGCAGCCGGGAGAAUAAGCGCAAGCAGCGUCUGCCGCAGCAGCAGCAACAGAGUUUCACCCAGCUGGUGUGCCAGAGGAAAGAGCAGAAGCAGGAGGAGCGGCGACAGCUCAAGCUCCAGCUGGAGGACAUGCAGAAGCAGCUCCGCCAACUCCAGGAGAAAUUCUUCCAGAUCUACGACUCCACCGAUGACUCGGAGCACAACGACCUGCAUCACGACCUGCACAAUGACAUCGGCAACCUGUCCGAAGACAGCCCGGUGAGGUCCGACCACGGCGCCGACGACCAGGGCGCCGACGACCGAGGGGGCGACGACUUGCGCUCCGAUAAUGAGAUGUCUGACCUGGAUCCGGGUCAUUUCCUGGAUCGGGCACGGGCCUUGCUUCAAGACCAGUCUCUACUGAGGGACGGGGACAAAACGAGGAGAGAUGGAAAUGGGCGGAGCAAAGGGCAGGGAAGCCUGAGCACCUCCAUGCACGCCGAAGGGAAACAGCUGGCGGAAACGCUCAAGCAGGAACUCAACUCGGCGAUGACGCAAGUGGUGGACACCGUCGUCAAGGUGUUUGCCAAGCCCCCACGUCCCACCCCCCAGCAGGCAUUCCCCCCACUUUCUUUACCCCCCGAAAGGUUCUCGACUGCGGUCAACGGGGACAACCCCAACUUCCACACUGCCAACCAGAGGCUGCAGUGCUUCGGCGACGUCAUCAUUCCAAAUCCGCUCGACUCCUUCGGCGGCAUUCCAGGGAUUCCAGGCGCAGUGAACGACCAAACCGAGGCCCUGCCGUUAGUUGUAAGGAAGACGCCAAGCGAGCAUCACCACCACCAUCACCAAUCGUCCGCCGUGGGCGCCCACGGCGGUCACCACCACCCGUCUCUUCACCCUUCCUCGCUCUCCGCCACAAUGGGGUUCAGCCCACCCUCCUUCAGGCACCCCUUCCCCCUGCCUCUGAUGGGUUACCCCUUCCAGAGUCCCCUGGGCCCACCCACAGGUGGCUACCCGAGCAAGGAGCGCUCCUCGCCAGAUUCCAUGGACCUGUCCCGGGAGACCACAAGCCUGAGGACCAAGAUGGCAUCCGGUCACCACCUGGGCCACCACCAUCGUUCGUGUUCUCCGGCGCACCCCGGCAGCACGGCGGAGGGACUCUCCUUGUCGCUCAUCAAAUCCGAGUGCGGCGACCUGCAGGACAUGUCUGACAUCUCGCCUUACUCGGGCAGCAACAUCCAGGAGGGCCUCUCACCCAAUCACCUGAAAAAGGCCAAGCUCAUGUUCUUCUACACCCGCUACCCGAGUUCCAACAUGCUCAAGAUGUUCUUCUCCGACGUCAAGUUUAACCGUUGCAUCACCUCGCAGCUCAUCAAGUGGUUCAGCAACUUCCGGGAGUUCUACUACAUCCAGAUGGAGAAAUUCGCCCGGCAGGCCAUCAACGACGGCGCCGCCGGCGUCGAGGACCUGAGCGUGAGCCGCGACUGCGAGCUCUUCCGAGCCCUCAACAUGCACUACAACAAGGCCAAUGACUUUGAGGUCCCGGAUCGCUUCCUGGAAGUGGCAGAGAUCACGCUGCGGGAGUUUUUCAACGCCAUCGUGGCGGGCAAAGACGUGGACCCUUCGUGGAAGAAGGCCAUCUACAAAGUGAUCUGCAAGCUGGACAGCGAGGUGCCCGACAUCUUCAAGUCGCCCAACUGCCUCCAGGAGCUUCUACACGAGUAAAGCGAUUCCAUCUUCUUCCCUUUACCGCUUCAACACUAUUCACUUACGUUCGCCCCUCC
This is a messenger RNA of Hippocampus comes (tiger tail seahorse), 3103 nucleotides long. RefSeq names its product prospero homeobox protein 1. The transcript has 5 exons. Gene Ontology annotation, molecular function: RNA polymerase II cis-regulatory region sequence-specific DNA binding; DNA-binding transcription factor activity, RNA polymerase II-specific. Gene Ontology annotation, cellular component: nucleus. Gene Ontology annotation, biological process: regulation of transcription by RNA polymerase II. The record is from RefSeq and is a predicted model, not a curated record. The coding region runs from base 555 to 3044 and encodes 829 amino acids. NCBI's taxonomy places the organism in Eukaryota, Metazoa, Chordata, Actinopteri, Syngnathiformes, Syngnathidae.